CCAUCGCCUGUGGGGUGCCAACGGCCGGGGAGCAUCCCGAGACAGCUCGAGGUAACACGGUUCCGGCCAGCGCAGCCCCGGUUCGGUUAGUCUGCUUUCCUUCUUCCUUGAUAAUAACUUCCUCUUGUAAAGUGAACAAAUAAUCUUGUGAAUUUAUGGAGCACGUGUAUUAUUGAAGACUUAGCUCUACUACACCAGUAACAGAAAGUCAGACGAUUGUGAUUUGGAGUCGUGGAGAAUUCACAGUCUUUCCACAAUGGCAGAAAGGACAGAUGACACAAAAUCACAAAUUUCACUGGCUGCAUACAGCCCCGUCAAUAAAUCAGAAAGGACAGAUCCAAGUAGAACACAGGAUGGAGAUGAAAAUACAUUACAACUGAAGAAAGAAAUAUCUUUACUAAAUGGGAUAAGCCUUAUUGUAGGCAACAUGAUUGGUUCAGGUAUCUUUGUCUCUCCCAAAGGAGUUCUCAUCUACAGCAAAUCUUAUGGAUUGUCUUUAGUAAUUUGGGCAGUUGGAGGGAUAUUUUCAGUCUUUGGAGCUCUCUGCUAUGCUGAACUUGGAACCACUAUUACAAAGUCAGGAGCCAGCUAUGCAUAUAUCUUGGAAUCUUUUGGGAGCUUCAUUGCAUUUAUUCGUUUGUGGACCUCACUCCUCAUUGUUGAACCAACUAGUCAGGCAGUCAUUGCCAUCACCUUUGCUAACUACAUAGUUCAGCCUUUCUUCCCUUCUUGUGACCCUCCGUAUGUCGCUUGUCGUCUCAUAGCAGCUGCUUGUGAAUGUCUUUUAACAUUUAUAAAUUGUGCCUACGUUAAGUGGGGCACACGUGUGCAGGAUAUAUUUACUUACGCUAAGGUCACUGCUCUUAUUGCCAUCAUCAUCGCCGGACUUGUUAAAAUAUUCCAGGGACAUACAUGGCAUUUUAAGGACUCUUUUGAGGGAUCCUCUACUGAUAUUGGAGAAAUGUCUCUUGCAUUGUAUUCUGCCUUAUUUUCUUACUCUGGUUGGGAUACACUCAAUUACGUAACAGAAGAAAUCAAAAACCCGGAAAGGAACUUGCCCCUGGCUAUUGCAGUAUCUAUGCCAGUUGUGACUGUUAUCUAUAUUAUGACCAAUAUAGCUUAUUAUACAGUGCUGGAUGCUCAUGCUGUUCUCGCUAGUGAUGCUGUGGCAGUGGCAUUUGCCGACCAGGUAUUUGGUCUAUUCAGCUGGACAAUUCCCCUUGCUGUAGCCUUUUCUUGUUUUGGUGGACUUAAUGCUUCAAUUUUAGCAUCAUCAAGGCUAUUUUUUGUAGGAUCUCGGGAAGGUCACCUUCCUGAUCUGUUGUCUAUGAUCCACGUAAAGAGGUUCACACCUGUGCCAGCACUUCUCUUCAAUUGUUUUAUGACCCUUAUUUACCUGUGUGUGGAAGAUGUCUUCCAGUUAAUUAAUUACUUCAGCUUCAGUUACUGGUUUUUUGUUGGUCUGUCUAUUGCUGGGCAGUUAUAUCUACGUUGGAAAGAACCAGAUCGGCCAAGACCUCUUAAGCUGAGUCUGGCUUUCCCAAUAAUAUUCUGUUUAUGCACAGUAUUUCUGGUGGUAGUGCCACUCUAUAAAGACUUUGUAAAUUCAGUGAUUGGAAUUGCCAUUGCUUUAUCUGGAAUUCCAUUCUUUUUCUUGGGAGUAUAUUUACCUGCAUCAAGGAGACCUCAAUUUAUUAACAAGAUUAUAGAUGUCGUCACACGAAACAUGCAGCUGCUCUGUUACUGUGUUUUAACAGAGAUGGACCCAAAUGAAGAAAAGAAGUUAGAAAACAAAUCAAACUAAAGUUUAAAGCCAUUACAUGAAACAGGAGGGAGAAUAAAGAAAUUACACCAACGAAAGGGAAGAGCUAGAACUGGAAGACACAGAAAAACUGUGGUGGUCUUUCAGAAAUGCUGAAAAUAUUCUUACUUGCAGAUGGAUUCCAGCAUGGAUCAUGCCCUUGUGACAUCCUAAAAUGUGGCAUGUUUUCAGGGCAGGUUUUCAUGGGAUAAUGAUUACCUACUCAUUACCUACUCACACAAGCAGUGUGUCAAUACUGUUUCUUCUUCAGAAUUGGUACGAAAAUGAUAAGAGCUAAUGGAUCAAAUUAGAUUUCUGCAGAACCAGGUGGUGAAGUAGUGCAUUAUUAAGUUAGACUUAAACCCACUUUGACUCCAAAGACCAACUCAUUUCCAGCUUAAUUCUGAUGGAUGUUUGCAUGAAAUGAUUUGCUGUACUAUCUCAGUUCUUAUCCCAGAAAAAAACUGGUCACAACAAACACUUCAUUGGUUUUUCUUCCCCAAUGAUAAGUUCUGCUCCAUUAUUUAUAGACUGAGCCAACCUUUCUCCCUUCAACACUUUAUUCUGUAUGCUGUAUGAAAAUGUAUCUGACUGUGGCAAGGAUUUAAUCAGCAAAGCACCUUGGCACUAAAGAUUUGAUUAAUAGUCGAUUUGUACUUGUUAUCUUUUUAGUACUUUGCCAAUUUCUGUUAGGUUUUAUGAAACUUCUAAAAUUAAAAUGUUCAGUUUGAAGCCUGUAA
This is a messenger RNA of Parus major (Great Tit), 2541 nucleotides long. It is a transcript of the gene SLC7A6, whose product is annotated as solute carrier family 7 member 6. The transcript is spliced from 12 exons. Gene Ontology annotation, biological process: amino acid transmembrane transport. NCBI's taxonomy places the organism in Eukaryota, Metazoa, Chordata, Aves, Passeriformes, Paridae. The record is from RefSeq and is a predicted model, not a curated record. Bases 257 to 1804 code for a protein of 515 amino acids. Gene Ontology annotation, molecular function: L-amino acid transmembrane transporter activity. Gene Ontology annotation, cellular component: membrane.